Thrips palmi is the source of this 2556-nucleotide messenger RNA. RefSeq names its product riboflavin transporter 2. Gene Ontology annotation, cellular component: plasma membrane. The transcript is spliced from 6 exons. Gene Ontology annotation, biological process: riboflavin transport. Gene Ontology annotation, molecular function: riboflavin transmembrane transporter activity. The record is from RefSeq and is a predicted model, not a curated record. Bases 72 to 1661 code for a protein of 529 amino acids. Lineage: Eukaryota; Metazoa; Arthropoda; Insecta; Thysanoptera; Thripidae.
CUCGACGCGAACAGCUGACGCGCGCCCCAGAGGGCCCACAGUGCCAGAGGGCCGGGACGGCACGCGGCCGAAUGAAUCGCAACCCCGCGACUGCAGUUUGUCCAGCCUGGGCCUGGAAGUGCUUCUCCUCGUCCUCCCCCCGCAGCAGCCAGGUCACCAUGGACAGGAGGAAGGUCACUGAGGAGACCCCCCUGCUCUACGACGGUAGUUCUCCAAUAAAGUACUUCAAUUGUACUAGAAGACAAAUGUCAGCAGCACCAGCCAAGAUGGGGGUCUUCUACUCCAUAAAGGAACGACUCAGAAAUCGUGUCCUGCUUGUGGAUGUGCUGGCUGCCCUCUUUGGAAUGGGAGCGUGGCUGUGUAUCAAUGGAAUGUAUACACAGCUACCACUGCUUGUAUUUAAUGCUCCAGAGGGCUGGGCGCUGCCCUCGUACAUUGUUGUUUUAAUUCAGGCAGCUAAUAUUGGAGGAGUUUGCUAUGGAAUGGUGCAGCAAUUUUGCAAGGGAAAAGUUCCAGACAGUAUUUUUAUUUCAAUUCUCAUGUUUAUUGGAUGCAUUUCCCUCCUGCUCAUGUCUUUCUUCUAUGGGCAAACAGUCAAGAUAGGAGAAUCUUUUCACAGUGUUCCUUUGCUGACUUUGGUGUUCACAAGUGCGCUGGUAGCAUGUACAAGUUCUGUUCUUUUCAUACCUUACAUGAGCCGAUACAAAGAGACAUAUCUGGUUUCAUACAUGAUUGGUGAAGGACUGAGCGCAUUUAUUCCUAGUAUCACAUCCUUAUUGCAAGGGGUGGGUGGCAACCCAACCUGUAUCAUAGAUGAGUCUAACCCAUCUGGCCCUAAAAAGCAGUAUACUCCACCCCCUCUCUUUUCUGUCUCAACAUUUCUGAUCCUCAUUUUUUUCCUUCAACUUCUAAGUCUUAUCUCAUUUCUAUUGCUAAAGUACCUUCCUGUUUGCAAGCAACAAAAGAAUGAUUAUUCUAGUCCCGGUAAAAACAACAAUGAGAUUGAGGAUGCCAGGUCAAGCAUAGUGGUGCCCGGUUCUCCAGACAAAGCAAGAAACCAAACUUCAGAUGGUGAGAGUGGGAGAGGCAAUGGAGAACCACAAGAGUUUGACAGUGGCCCUUCUUCUCUGACUAGCCAAGUAAAGAAAAUGAACAGCCGGACCUAUGCAAUUUUCCUCAUCAUGCAGGCCUGUGCCUCUGCAAUAGCUAAUGGUUUGUUCCCUUCAAUCCAAUCCUACUCCUGCCUGCCUUAUGGUAACGUAGCAUAUCAUCUCGCCAUCAAUUUGGGAAGUAUGGCAAACCCAAUAGCAUGCUACAUUCUAUUCUUUGUAACCUUCACCUCUCUUUCUGCAAUAUCUUUGAUGGCAUUCCCCACAGUUGUUGUAGCAAUGUAUAUUUUUGUCACUGCAACUAGAAGUCCUCGACCACCUCUAGUGGGCACCCAGGCAGGAGAGGCUCUAGUGGUUAUUUCUUGGGUUUUAUUUACUGGUCUUGUAUCUUACAUCAAAUUGGCCAUCGCUACAAGGUUCCGUAAAAAUGGUGGUAAAGGUCUAUUUUGGUAUGGUGCUAUGACACAGGUGGGCUCGGCAAUUGGUGCAGUGGCAGGCUUUGUACUACUCAACUAUACUACAGUAUUCCAAUCUUACAACCCAUGUGCUUAGAAUAAUUGUAGACAUUAUGUAAUUUUAUAGGAAAUGUUUUUAGUUACAACAUUGCCUCUCAGAAAGGGAUGUUUUGUUUGAUAUGUAUAGUAUUCCAUUUUAAUUUUGCUUUAAUUAAUGUUUUAAAUUUUGAAGGGAGCAAGUCUUACGAUCUCACAAAACUUUCUAAUAAAUAAACCUCAAAGAUUUUUUUUAAUGUGAAAAGAAAAAAACACAAAAACAAAACAGAACAAUUAUGUGUUUGCAAUAGCUGUUAUCAAUUUUACUCUCCCUAUGCAAGUGACAUUUCAGUGUAAGACUGAUUAAAGAAUAAGGGCACAUAUUGUUUUCUUUGUAUGAACUUAUGAUAGAUGAAAUUACUUUGUUAAAUUUUGGUUCAAUUAUAACUGAGCUUAAGAUAAGAAUCCUAGGGCAAGACCAAAGUUAAGGAGCUUUGCAAGAGGUGUUAUAGUGUCAAGUUAUGUAUAAGACAUGAAAACUCAUGUCACUGAACUAAGGAAGGGAACAAAUAAUUGACAAUAAAUCUUGCACCUGAUAUGUGCUGAUGUUAUCCUAGUUACUGUUACAUUCAUUUUCCAUUUCAUAGUUUACCAUCUUGGUUGUGCUGUGAGGUUCUGAUGUGGUGAGCUCUCUGAUGGGUGUAACUAUAUGUUUCAAGUCUUGCCAUUGUGAUGCUUUAUUUUUGUGUGAUUUAGUUAGGCCCAGUGGGUUUCAAUGAAAUUCAGGAGUUGAUUUGUUGCCUCUUUGUUAUGCUAUUUUAUUUUAUUGUGACAGGGUAUUUAUGAAUAUUUUACUUGUACAUGUUAUGGUGGCUGGGCUCAAAGCAACAUGUCAGUAUUUCCAGUGGUUAAAAUUAAACUGAUUUGUUAAAUAAAAUGUAACUGGAGUAACCACA